Molecule: messenger RNA, 1019 nt
Organism: Arachis duranensis
Lineage: Eukaryota; Viridiplantae; Streptophyta; Magnoliopsida; Fabales; Fabaceae
Product: 40S ribosomal protein S3a
Exons: 6
Coding region: 105-890 (261 amino acids)
Biological process (GO): translation
Cellular component (GO): cytosol; ribosome
Molecular function (GO): structural constituent of ribosome
Source: RefSeq, a predicted model, not a curated record
AUGUUAUAUAUGUUGGAGCGGGGAACUAACACUAGCACCACCAAUAGGGUUUGCUGAGGCCGUCACUGCAAGAGAGGCAAUUGAAGCUCUACACUUGAAGAACAAUGGCCGUCGGAAAAAACAAGCGCAUCUCCAAGGGAAAGAAGGGUGGCAAGAAGAAAGCCGCCGAUCCCUUUGCCAAGAAGGAUUGGUACGAUAUCAAGGCUCCUUCCGUCUUCCAGGUCAAGAAUGUGGGCAAAACCCUUGUCACUCGUACUCAGGGCACGAAGAUUGCCUCUGAAGGACUCAAACAUAGAGUGUUUGAGGUCUCACUUGCUGAUCUUCAAGGGGAUGAGGACCACGCCUUCAGGAAGAUUAGGCUGAGAGCAGAAGAUGUACAAGGAAGGAAUGUGCUCACAAAUUUCUGGGGAAUGGAUUUUACUACUGACAAGCUGAGAUCACUUGUAAAGAAGUGGCAAACUUUGAUUGAGUCUCACGUGGAUGUGAAGACCACGGAUAAUUAUACCUUGAGAAUGUUCUGUAUUGGGUUUACCAAAAGAAGGUUUAACCAGAUGAAAAGAACCUGUUAUGCACAGUCUAGCCAGAUUCGUCAGAUUCGUAGGAAGAUGAGAGAGAUCAUGACCAACCAGGCAACAUCCUGUGAUCUCAAGGAGUUGGUCCGUAAGUUCAUCCCAGAAAUGAUUGGUAAAGAGAUUGAGAAGGCUACAUCUAGCAUUUACCCUCUUCAGAAUGUGUUCAUCAGGAAAGUUAAGAUACUCAAAGCACCCAAAUUUGAUCUUGGGAAAUUGAUGGAGGUUCAUGGUGAUUACUCCGAAGAUGUUGGUACUAAGGUGGACAGGCCUGCUGAUGAACCAAUGGCUGAGGCUACUCCUGAAAUUGUUGGGGCUUAAGUGAUAAAUGGGGUUUUAGAUUGUUUUAGGAAUGCUCCUGCAUUUACUAGUAUUUAUUUACCAGUUUUGUUUUGACAAUGAGAAACAUAAUUUUGCUUUCAAUCUAAAUUUUUGAUUUUUUGUCUGCAA